Molecule: messenger RNA, 2584 nt
Organism: Perca fluviatilis (European perch)
Lineage: Eukaryota; Metazoa; Chordata; Actinopteri; Perciformes; Percidae
Product: lysozyme g-like
Exons: 6
Coding region: 1637-2503 (288 amino acids)
Biological process (GO): peptidoglycan catabolic process
Molecular function (GO): lysozyme activity
Source: RefSeq, a predicted model, not a curated record
GUUAGGAAAGUGACAUUAACCAGUGUGCCAGACUGUGCGAUAAUACUGUCACUCAGUGAGGUGAUUUGAAGACCAGCAGUGAACAAGAAGUAAACAUACAAUGUAAAAGCAUACAACUCAUUGCAAAUUGGGUUUAAGGUGGAUGCAGGAUGGUUUUGCCUGGUGGAUAGUUUUGUUACACAGUCUGAUGUUUGUAUACUCACUGAUAGGAAAGACAACAAGGUUUCAGUCAAAGGACACAGUAAAUACUGGAUUAAGUAAAUAGAGGCCUUAAAACUACUACUACUCAAAUUUCAGUCGAGGUGCACUAAGAAAAUAACAUGGCUGUUUCUUCAAAGAUAUCUGAGGGAGCACUGGAAGAUGCAUGAAAUAGCUGCAGCUAAUGAUCAUUUUCAUUAUAAAUUGAAUUCAUUGUUUCAUCUAUAAAAUGUCAGAUUACCCACAACAACCUCUUAAAACCCAAGGUCUCCAUUUGAAGUCUCAAAAUGUCAUGUCAGACCAACAAUCCAAAAACCAAACAUAGGAAGCUGGAACUGGGGAGGUAUUUUUGCCAGAAAGAAAUGACAGUUAAAUGAAUAACAAGAUGCCGAUUCAUUUUCUGUCCUUUGACUACUUGAUUUCAGCUCUAAUGAAGGUGUGCAAGGUGCCAGAUAUUGGAUACUGGUCCAAGAUUACUGUUAUAACAACCCAUCAGACCACUUACAGACCCCAGCGUUUUCCCAUACUUUUUGAUCUUCAACCUGAAGCACUUUUCCUCACAUGCUGACACUAAAUGACCUGACCCAUGCUGCUACACUCAACAGACUGUUUAAGUAAAAUAUAUUGUAGACAAGCACCCACACUUUAACAGUGAGGAUGCUGAGAAAGGGAAGUGCUUAUUACUUUUACUCAUAAAAUAAGCCAUCAAGCCACCAGUACAGACUAAAAAUGUUUAACCCAUAUUUCAGUGGUGCAUAUAGGCAAUGCGAGACUAGCCAUACGGUAAAUUAUAAUUUGAUUGACAUUAGCGCCAUCUGCAGGUUACCGGUGGUUAGUGUUUCACGACCAUCCUGCUAUAUACAGUCUGCUAAGGAAGCAGAGCCCCAACUAUUACCCCUGAGGAUACAAAGGUCAUGUCGUCUUACAUUUCUUUAAAAUAGUAACUGUCUUUAAUGACAUAAAAAAAUCACACACAUAUUUUGUAAGGCAGAUUAUUGUUAUCUAUUGAAUAAAAUAAUUACAAAUGUCACUGUUUUAGGAAAAAAAAAACGUAAUAUAUACUUAAUAAUGGCUUUGUUGAUAUUGUACCUUACUGUUGCAAAUGCCUAUAUUCACAUCAAAACCAAAUAAUGCACACCUAACUGAAACACAAUAAAUAGGCCUAUAUGAAUGUUUCUUUUCUUAAAUUUGCAGAAAAUGUCAGAGGGUUUGGUUUGGGGUGAAUCUGGAGUCAGGAAGGACAUUCAGUUUCCUUCCGUUAUGUUUUUCUAUUCACGGAACUGACUCAGUCGGUUGGAUUGUAGGCUACGCCUUCCUCUGGUGGUCAGUAGUGCUGCCCACAGCCCAGGCUUUUAUCACGACAUGCUUCUCCUACUCCGGCUUCACUCCAACAUUGAGGUGAGCAGCCGUGCGUUGUGUCCUCCGAGUGAUAGCAGAGAUGCCUCCAAAGACCGUUACAAGCGCCUUGAUCAACAUGCUGGAGGACCUAACUGAAAUGCAGUUAAUGAAUUUCCGCUCCGCGAUCCUGGACCGCAGGGAAGAGCCGCGGGUCAGAAGGGUAUGUCUGGAAGGCAAAACUCGUCUAGAAAUCGCAGAUGUCCUGGUUUCAACUUAUACAGAGUCCGGAGUUAUAGACGUGGUGCUGGAGACGUUGAGGGAGAUUGGCUGCAACGCGCAAAGAGAGCGCUUCGCCAAGAACACAGGACCACUGACAUCUGUUUCCAAUCAUGGCGACAUCAUGAUUGUUGAAACUACUGGUGCCUCAGAGCAAACAGCUCAGCAGGACAAGCUGAAAUACUCAGGUAUAAGGGCAUCAUACGCCAUGGCAGAGACUGAUCUGUUAGAAAUGAACAACUACAAAUCCAUCAUCCAAAACGUGGCUCGUCAGAAAGGACUUGAUCCAGCGCUUAUUGCUGCCAUCAUCUCCAGAUCAUGCAGGGCUGGAAAGACACUGACAGCAGGCAGGGGGUGCUUUGACGAAGAGAGAAACAAAUAUAAUACUUAUGGGCUGAUGCAGAUUGAUAUUAAUCCAAAGGGAGGUGGACACAUUCCAAGGGGCCAAUGGGACAGUGAGGAACACCUUUGCCAAGGCACCGACAUCCUGAUUCAUUUCAUAUUACGCAUAAAGCAUGCAUUUCCUGACUGGAGCAAGGAGCAGCAGCUGAAAGGAGGGAUAGCAGCCUACAAUGCAGGGGAUGGGAACAUCCACUCCUAUGAAGAGGUGGAUGCCAAAACCUCAUGUGGAGACUACUCCAAUGAUGUUGUUGCCAGAGCUCAGUGGUACAAAAGCAAUGGUGGCUUUUAAAUCCUGAGGCUGUCCACAACCUCUUGAAAAUCAUGUAUGAAACCAUGUCUGUAAUAAAGGCAAUAAAGAAAAAAGCAUGAA